GCUGUCUGAACCAACCAUCACGCAUUGCUCGAAUCAAACAUUUUUCUUAUAAAGUUUCGACUUUUUUUUUGAAGAAGAAUUACGAUAAGAAAAGAAUCGUAUAAUUGAUCUUUCCUUCACUUUCUGGGAUUCAUAAACACGCUUACGCAAUUUCAAGAGACACCAAAGACAGAGAGACAGAGACAGAGACAGAGACAGAGACAGAGACAGAGACAGAGAGAUAGACAGAUCGGCUCUGAUGGUGGAGAAUACGAUGCCGGCUAAACUUAGCAGGGCUUCUUCGUCUUCUUCUUCAAGUUCGGACCGUGCUUCGGUGAAAAUCGAGGAGAUUGAAGGCGGUGGUGGUAGUGGCUUCAUCAAUGGCUCUGAAGAAGUAGAGAGCAUCCCACCAGAUCCUCCUGUUACCUCAAUUGCCGACAACGCUGUAUCUGAAUCUUCAGGUAUCGUGUUUGGACUCAUUCCCUUCUGUGUGGUUUUGAAGUCCAUUGCUUGGCUUUUGUGUGUGUAUUCAGGUGCUGUCAAUAAAAGCUUUUCACGAGUACGGACAAUGCCUGUGGAGAGUUCAUCGAGUAGUGAUAAGACUGAAUCACCAUCAUCAUCAUCAUCAUCAUCCAAGCCUAAGUUAGUUAAAUCAAAAACUGAGAGGCAGCAGAAAUCUACUCACAUUCUUGCCGAGGAUGCCGCUAAGAUCUUCGAUCACACAAUCUCUGCUGGGAAGAAGCUGAAAUUGCUGAACCGUAUAGCUACUGUGAAACAUGACGGAACAGUUGAGUUUGAAGUUCCAGCAGAUGCUAUCCCACAACCUAUUCCCGUAGACCGCGAAGAAGAAUCCUCCAGAAAUGGUUUUUGCUCUGAUGAGGUGGACUUUAAGCACAUCCCUCCUAUGCAGAUUGUGAUGCUGAUCGUUGGAACACGCGGAGACGUUCAGCCUUUUGUUGCAAUAGCCAAACGCCUCCAGGAGUAUGGGCAUAGAGUCAGGCUUGCAACACAUGCGAAUUUUAAAGAGUUUGUUUUGGCUGCUGGUUUGGAGUUUUAUCCUUUAGGUGGAGAUCCUAAAGUGCUAGCCGGUUAUAUGGUUAAGAACAAAGGGUUUUUACCAUCAGGCCCUUCAGAGAUUCCGAUUCAACGGAAACAAAUGAAGGACAUCAUAUAUUCUCUGCUUCCAGCAUGUGAAGAACCUGAUCCAGAUUCUGGAGUCUCCUUUAAAGCUGAUGCCAUUAUAGCCAACCCUCCAGCAUAUGGGCACACUCAUGUGGCAGAGGCACUGAGGAUACCGAUUCAUGUAUUUUUCACCAUGCCAUGGACGCCAACAAGUGAGUUUCCACACCCUUUGUCACGUGUUAAACAAUCAGCAGGAUACAGACUUUCUUAUCAUAUCGUUGAUUCAUUGAUCUGGCUUGGGAUAAGGGACUUGAUCAAUGACCUUAGGAAAAAGAAACUGAAGCUACGUCCUGUUUCUUAUCUAAGUGGAACACACGGUUCUGGCUCUAAUAUUCCAUAUGGAUAUAUGUGGAGUCCUGACCUAGUCCCAAAGCCUAAAGACUGGGGGCCUCAGAUUGAUGUAGUGGGGUUUUGCUUUCUUGAUCUUGCAUCAAACUAUGAACCUCCUGCAGAACUUGUGGAGUGGCUAGAAGCUGGUGACAAACCUAUAUAUAUCGGCUUUGGUAGUCUUCCUGUCCAAGAACCAGAGAAAAUGACUGAGAUCAUUGUGGAAGCACUUCAAAGAACUAAACAGAGAGGGAUCAUCAACAAAGGCUGGGGUGGUCUUGGAAACUUGAAAGAACCCAAGGACUUCGUUUACUUGUUGGAUAAUGUCCCACAUGACUGGUUGUUCCCAAGAUGCAAAGCAGUGGUUCAUCAUGGUGGUGCUGGAACAACGGCUGCAGGUCUUAAAGCAGCGUGCCCAACAACUAUUGUGCCCUUCUUUGGAGACCAACCUUUUUGGGGAGAACGAGUGCACGCUAGAGGAGUAGGUCCUGCACCAAUCCCAGUGGACGAAUUCUCACUCCAUAAGCUUGAAGAUGCCAUCAAUUUUAUGCUGGACGAUGAGGUGAAGAGCAGUGCAGAGACGUUAGCAAAGGCGAUGAAGGAUGAGGAUGGUGUGGCUGGAGCUGUGAAGGCUUUCUUCAAACAUCUUCCCAGUACACAACCAAUUUCUCCGGAUCAUAUCCCGGAACCAUCUGGAUUUCUCUCUUUCAGAAGAUGGUUUGCCUGUUCUUAACUUCCUUUCUUACUCCCCAAGAAUCUCCUCUCUUCUCUUGUGCAUUGUUAUCUCUUGUAUGUCUGUUUAUUCUCUUCUUGUGUUCUUUGGUUUUGGUUUUGCAACUACUCACUUAGGCAGAGUGUAACGUUUGUGAAGUACUUGAGGGAGUUUAAUGUUUAGGUGAUGCAUAUAGUUUUUGGCUUGGCAUGAACAGCAAGAAAAUGAAGACAAAGUUCUUUAUGA
This is a messenger RNA of Raphanus sativus (radish), 2446 nucleotides long. RefSeq names its product sterol 3-beta-glucosyltransferase UGT80A2. NCBI's taxonomy places the organism in Eukaryota, Viridiplantae, Streptophyta, Magnoliopsida, Brassicales, Brassicaceae. Gene Ontology annotation, molecular function: hexosyltransferase activity; UDP-glycosyltransferase activity. The coding region runs from base 239 to 2221 and encodes 660 amino acids. The transcript is spliced from 13 exons. The record is from RefSeq and is a predicted model, not a curated record. Gene Ontology annotation, biological process: carbohydrate metabolic process.